Dreissena polymorpha is the source of this 1382-nucleotide messenger RNA. RefSeq lists its product as uncharacterized. The coding region runs from base 14 to 454 and encodes 146 amino acids. NCBI's taxonomy places the organism in Eukaryota, Metazoa, Mollusca, Bivalvia, Myida, Dreissenidae. The transcript is spliced from 3 exons. The record is from RefSeq and is a predicted model, not a curated record.
UGACGUGUACAGAAUGCAGACGUCAGUGCUUGAACGAACAAAAGUUGCAAGGGCUCUUCUAGCUUUAGAAGAUGGUAAACUACAGGGGUUUAAUGGUCGCGACCUUUCGUCGGUCAGCCUUGAUGAAUUGCCUGAACCUGAACCUGAACCUUACAAAGCAGGGUCAUUUGAAGAAUUGUCUGAACCAGACAACAGCUAUGAGGAUGUUCCUGAAGUUGAAACAGAAGCUGUACAGAAGCCUCAUGCAUGUACAGGAUCAAAAAAACGAUGGUCGAAAGAGGAGGAGAGUGCUCUACGGGAAGCCUUUGACAUUCAGAUAAAAAUGCAGAAAAACGUUUCAACAAUGGAGAUCAGGAAAGCACAGAAGUGUUAUCCUGUGUUGCAAGACAGAUCAGAAGCUGUUAUUCGGACAAAAAUAAACAACAUCAAAUUAGGAAAAUACAAAAAAAUAUGAACUGAAUUCAACCACUGCUAGAUAAGGGUAAUUUAAAAAAAAAUUAAAGCCAUUGGUUUACAGUUGUAUGAUCAUGAACAUUUCUUGUGUCAGAAUGCCGAAAUUGAUGAGUGAAUUGGACUUUGCAAAGACAUGUGUUUUUGAAAUUAUAAAUGACUUUCACUGUUUAGUUUUCGCAGUGACCUUUGGAGGAAAUUGCUUUUCCAAUCAAUAACUGGAGAACCGUUGGGCCAAGCUUUGUGAAACUUAAUAGGAAGGUUUGUUUUUUUGUUGACCUCUAUUGUUUUUAGGUGACUAGGUCAAAGGUCAAAGUGACCUUGUAUGUUCAAACACUGUGAAAGAGUUGGGCCUAAGUUAAAGAAACAUAGUGUAGUUGGCUGUGACCAGUAGAUGGCACCUAUGAAUUAUUCAAAUAAUAUAUUUUGGUCAAAACCAACACAAGACAAAAAUGGAGUGUAGACGAAGUUGCUGAAAUAAAGGAGUAUUUUAAGACUUAUUUGGAUUCUGGCAUAACACCUAGAAACAAAGAAGUACAGUUGGCCAUGGCAAAAAGCAGGAAGAACAACGGCAUUCUUUGGAUGAGAAAAGCACAUCUCAUUAUUAAGAAGAUCAGCAACUUGAACAAAGACAAACGAAAAAUGUCUGUUAUCCAUUGUUUCCAUUCAUAGGGUAUCAACAUUUACUGUGUUUUUAUGCCCAUCCGUGUCAGUGAAACAUUUUUAGUUUCAAAUUUGAAAUACAAGCCACUUGAAGCAUAGAAGGCUUAAGAAAAACAGCCAUAUGGACUAGCUUAUAUCCAGAUUUGUUACACAUUUUUUUUUAUGCUUUUAAUUUCUAUAACAUUUUAGUGUGCACUUAAUUUUACUGUUUAUGUAUUGUCAUUUGAUAUUGAGACAUAUUGGAAAUUAUAAACUUAUUGUGAAAGGUA